Molecule: messenger RNA, 630 nt
Organism: Misgurnus anguillicaudatus (oriental weatherfish)
Lineage: Eukaryota; Metazoa; Chordata; Actinopteri; Cypriniformes; Cobitidae
Source: RefSeq, a predicted model, not a curated record
ACGUCAUCACACUGCGCCGUAAAACAUUACGCAAGUGUGUAGCUACUAUUUGUUAGCUGCUAUACACUACUGUGUUGACCAUUAACGUUUCUUAAAGUUUGAUUUUUGUUUUAUUUGUUUUACUUAGAAAGAACCAAUCAUGGCAAUGCAAGCAGCGAAAAGAGCGAAUAUUCGUUUACCUCCAGAGGUAAACAGGAUAUUGUACAUACGUAAUCUUCCUUACAAGAUCACUGCAGAGGAGAUGUAUGACAUAUUUGGGAAGUAUGGGCCAAUUCGUCAAAUCAGAGUCGGGAAUACACCAGAAACCAGAGGAACUGCAUAUGUUGUUUAUGAGGACAUCUUUGAUGCCAAAAAUGCCUGUGACCAUCUUUCCGGGUUCAACGUCUGCAACAGAUACUUGGUUGUAUUGUACUAUAAUGCAAACAGGGCUUUCCAAAAAAUGGACACAAAGAAAAAGGAGGAGCAGCUGAAAAUUCUCAAGGAGAAAUAUGGCAUAAACACAGACCCACCAAAAUAGUCAACAUAUAUGCAUCUUAUUGCUUUGUUUUCUUUCCUCCACCCAUUUCCUUUUUAUUCGAACCCAUCAAAGUAAUUAUUGUUUUAUUAAAAAUAACUGUUGAAUACCUGUUA